This is a messenger RNA of Pantherophis guttatus, 4877 nucleotides long. It is a transcript of the gene DUSP3, whose product is annotated as dual specificity phosphatase 3. NCBI's taxonomy places the organism in Eukaryota, Metazoa, Chordata, Lepidosauria, Squamata, Colubridae. The record is from RefSeq and is a predicted model, not a curated record. Gene Ontology annotation, cellular component: cytosol; cytoplasm. Gene Ontology annotation, biological process: negative regulation of ERK1 and ERK2 cascade; negative regulation of T cell receptor signaling pathway; protein dephosphorylation. Gene Ontology annotation, molecular function: protein tyrosine/serine/threonine phosphatase activity; MAP kinase phosphatase activity.
UUUGGGAGUUGCCGGCCGUGCACCAGCUGAUCGCGGCCCCUCCUAUCAGGCAGGACCCGGGGAAAGGAGCGUGGAGGCGGCCCUGCCCAUAUCGCGGGGCGAACGAGCCAUGUCAGAGUUCCAGAUUUCGGUGGAAGAGCUCAACGACCUGCUGGCCAACGGCAGUGGCUGUUACAGCCUCCCCAGCGCGCACAGCAACGAAGUGGCGCCCCGCAUCCACGUGGGCAACGCGUUCAUAGCCAAAAAUGUCAUGCGUUUACAACGCCUGGGUAUAACCCAUGUCCUCAAUGCUGCGGAAGGCAAGUCUUUCAUGCAUGUGAACACAAAUGCUGAAUUUUAUGAAGGAACUAAUAUCAUCUACCAUGGCAUCAAGGCCAAUGACACCCAGGAGUUCAACCUCAGCCAUUACUUUGAAGAAGCUGCUGAUUUCAUUGAUAAAGCAUUAGCACAGAAAGAUGGUAGAGUGUUUGUCCACUGCCGUGAAGGCUACAGCCGCUCACCCACCCUCGUCAUCGCUUACCUCAUGCUUCGGCAGAACAUGGAUGUCAAAAGCGCCGUCAGUGCCGUCCGGCAGAAGCGGGAGAUUGGCCCCAAUGAUGGCUUCUUGAAGCAGCUCUGCCAGCUGAAUGAGAAGCUGGUGAUGGAGGGCAAGCUGAAGAAAGCAUAGCCACUGCUUAGCCUGUGGCCUCUCUGCACUUCUUGCCAAACACUGUUAAUUGCUUUGGGUUGAGGGCACUGGCUGCCAGGCUGCACAAGUGAGGCAGGAGAAAGCUCAAGUUGCUUUCACAAAGACUGGGUGGGGUGGUUUCGAGUAGUACCAGAAAACUACUGCAGGAUUGUGGCACCCUUGGUGUGGACCCCCACCUUGUCCAGCCAGGCACCAGCUCACAUAUCUUUAUUUUGGAAUUUGUUGAAUAUAGUUUAUGUCUGUGUGAGAGAGAGGAAGAAAGCUGAAGGGCUUGGUUUCAAAACAUUUUGUAUCAUGACUAUAACUGUCUUAAAUUUCACAGGAUAUGAUUUUGCUAUUGUCCUCAUUUGCUUAGCCAGCCAUUCCUUCCUUCAUCCCCCCCCCCCUUGUAGAUUUAAUAGAGGGUUUUUUUCUUCACAUGUUUGGAGGUAAGGGCUGUCCUUUACAUGGAUGGCAACCCGGGUCAAAGGUGUGGGAUUAGGUUCUAGUCCAUUUGAUUUAUUUGCAGGGAGCAUCAGGGUUCUUUCGAUUUCCCCAGAAAGUUUAUAUAGAUAACCCACAUUCUAAAACUAUAGACCUCAGGUACCAGGGCAGUGCUAGGUUAAUUUCUCCAGCGCUGAAUCCUGGAGAGUCCUAGAGCAGGUAGCUCUAUUUUGCUGAGCCAGAUUUUGCCAUUCAGUUCCAAUCGUAUUCCACAAUUUUAAGAAUGGUAAAAUUUAAAAAUAAAACAAAUGAUUUAGGUCAUCUAGUCUGCACAUAAACAUGCAGGUGCACAUGCAUACAUGCAGAUUCAGUGCCAGGAAUGUGCAGUGGCGGCUCUUUCGGAUAGCUGGCCUUCCAGACUACUUAAUACCUUCCGCAAAGGAAAUCCCACUUUCUUCUGAGAGAAGUUAAUUCACCAUCCAACAGUUAGCCACUAGAAAGGUUUGUUGUAAUGUUUUGCUGCAAUCUUCUUCCUUGGCCUUGAUACCUCUUGCUUUAAUUCCUGCCUUUUAGAGCAGCGUUCUGUCAGCUUUGGCAACUUUAAUGUGUGUAGACUUCAAUUCCCAGAAUUCCCCAUUUGUCCACAUGUAUCAAAAUUGCCAAAGUUGAGAGAUAUUGUUCUAGAGCAAGAGCUGCUUUCUCUGCAUCAUAUCUUUCAGCAUUUAAAGAGAGCUAUAUGGUUUCCUCUUAGUGCUGAUGCUAGGUAUUUCCAUUAUCCGGAACAAGAUCUAGAAUAGGUCAUAAGCAAUAAAUUGACUAGCCAGGAUCAGUGUCAAGAAUGUCUGCAAAGAGGCACCCUGGCUGUCAAAUGUAUGUGUGGGAGUGUUUGUAUACACAUGCAUGCACACCACCAGCACAUUUGUCUUUUGCUUAUGCUAGUUGUUAAAGUAAGGCCCCUUGGGUUAUCACAAGGUAGGAAAGUAAAUGUUUAGUAAAAAAAAAAAAAGAAGCACAAUUUCUUGUCAUCAAAUUAUCCUUCUGUUUAGCUGUGUUUGACUUGAAUGCCGAUAUAAAACAUGCAUUACACAAUACUGAGACAUGCACAUAUACAUAGGCACGUAUACAAGCAAUGAAAAAGCCAUCUAAGAACAAGCAGUUCAUAUAGUAAUAUUUUGUAUAUAUUGUUGACAUAGGCGGGUGUACAGCUUCUGUGUUAGAAGCAUAUUCUCUCUCUCCCCCCCCCCCCCCAUUUCGUUUAAUCUGUCCUUUUGCCCUCUUGGUUGUCUACAAAGUCACCGGGAUCAUAAUCUCUGUUCCAAUACAGUCGAUAUGAUUUUGGCUGUGCUAGGCUGCAUUGACAAUGAAAACAACUGGUUUCCUGCUGAGUUUCAGUAAGGGGUAUUAGCAACCUGCUGCCUCUUGGCCGGAGGUCUUUGCCAAUAGUAAUGAUAGUUUUUGAAAUGCUGGAUUUGGUAAGUGAAACAAAUUAGCCUAAAUAAACUGAUUUGAGUAAUUUAAUUUACUCUGGCAACACAGAUAUUCAUAGCCUUGUGUGAGAGCUGUGUUGUAUAGAAUUCUGUGCAGUUACAUUUGAAAUCUCUCUCACUAUCCUCUCCCUCCCCCCCAUCUUAUUUUCUACAAGAUAGCACUAACCUGAAAUUUUUCAGAAUAAAUUUUUCUGACUAUGCUUUCCGGAAUGGUUUUUUUUAAAAAAAUCACUCUUAAAAGAUCAUUGUCUAGAGAUUAUGAAAUUGUAUUCCAGCAACAGAUUGAAAUAGGUUGCAAUACAUUUAUUUAUUUAUUUAUUCCGUUAAAUGGAAUUAAGACCCAGGGAGAGGAGGGUUUCAUUGUUUUGAAACGUGAGAGAUACAUGGGUGUAAUUCUGCUCCCUGUUUUACUUCUCAUUUCCAGCCCCUUUGCAAUGGCCAAAUGACAAUAUCAUGGGAACCCAGUUCAGAUCCCCAGUCAUCCUGGAAGUUCAGUCUCUAGAUGAUGGUGGGCUGCUUCUCAUCUCUCAGCAAAACCAACUUCCCUGUAUUACUGUGAACACUAAAAGGGACAGGAAAAGUAACAUUGACUGAUGUUCCUUGAAGAACAGGUGUUGGGAUUGAAUUUUUAAAAAGUUUGCCUUUUUCUUCCAAGCAUUUUCCCCACAAUCAUGUGUCAGUACCCAUAUUUCUUAUAGCCAUAUUGGUGCAGUUGCUGAUCAAAGCACAGAUUUAGAGCACGGCUCACGGAAAAAUAUUCUAAAAAUGACAAACUCAAUAAUGUAGACAGAUUUUAAAAAAACCUACAGAAAUUUUAAUUUAGCUGCAAAAUCUUUGGGUUUAUUGGAAAUCAGAGUUUCUGGCACAAAUUUCCAGGCACUCUGAGCUCUGGCACAAGAACAGAACCACUGCCAACCCCUUACCUGCUUCCACUGCCUUGUUUCUUGCCAUCCUCUCUUGUCUUUGAGGAUGCCAAGCCUGCCUCUUCCAGCCCAGAGUUACAGCCUUAAGUUAGUAGUGGAGCAUACACUUUGCAUGCCAAACGUCUCUGAUCCACUUCAACCCUGGUAUCUCCUGUUAAAAAGAGGCAAUAUUAGUGAUCAGGAAGAGCCACAGCUUGUUUAGGUGGAUAGUAUCAGACUGGCUGGAUUAGCAGCUUCAGUUGGGCAUAGGAUUGGCUUCAUUGUUCUUAAGGAAACAAUAGCUUCACUGUUACUUUAAAAAGUUGCUUCCAAACUUCUCUUCCUCCCCCCCCCAAUAAUUUUUACUAAAGAUAUUAUUGAUAAAACUAAUGCAAAUACAUAGUAUGGAAAUAUAUUAAAAAAAAUAAAAAAAUUACAAAGUGCAGAAAAAGGAAUCUCCCCCUUCAUCUCUGGCAGGUAUAAUCAACAUUGACAACUUUAUCUCUUAAAAUACAUCUGAACAUUAAUCUCAUUCCAUUCCUCGUUCCAUUCUCUAUAAGCCCAUCUCUUAAACCUCAUUUCUCCAUAUUAAUCCAAAGUCUAGUAAGAGUUACCAGAAAUAACAAGUAUUACAAACUACAUGAGGCUCCAAAAAUAUCACUCCUUGCCAUCUACUUACAAAAAUCUUCAGCUAUCUAGAAUAUAUCUGGGUAAUCUCAAAAUGUCUCCUUGUUUGGGAGAGAAUUUUCAGCAAUCCAGACUCUGCAUCCAGCUGCCUUUUGGCCAUAAUGUUUCCUGCUGUCUGUGGAAUGUCGGUUUGCUGUUCCUCACCAGAAACGGGAGGGGGGGGGAGAAUGUUUACAAAUUUCUUGACUAAAAACAACAAAACCUGCAACCCUCUGUAUCUGCAACUCUCAUUAUUCUUGUUUGCACAGAGGAUAAUGGAAGCCACAACCCAGUGGAGGAUGCAAAAUUGGAGGUGGUUGUAUUGCAGUAUUCCAAGUAAUAACCUGUAAUUAAAAUUAAAAUAAUUAUGAACAAGGAUGUGAGCUCAAACCCUUCCCUCCCCAAGAAAUACGAUAGGAACAAAUUUAAUAUGGGAGCCCAUGGCUUAGAUAUUCUGUAUGUGAGGUUUUGGUGGUAGAAGAGAUGGUGUGCUCCUUGUUCUUGAAGCCUGCAUUGCUGUGGUUACAAACUGAGAUCAUAAUGAUUGUUAUAUAAGAAAAGGGGUAAAACAGCCAGGAGAUACUUAAUAACGAAAGGAAAUGGAAUAACUUGUUUGAUGCAUAUGUAUUUUUUUUAAAUGUGUUGUGAUAUUUGUCAUUUAUUAGAGGGGAGACAAUCCACAAAUAUUCAAUAAAACUGACUGUGACAUUC